AUGCCAUUAAACACCAUCAAUUUUGUCUCAACAGCUGGGCUGCUCUUGGCGACGAACUUGUUUCCGGCAUCUCUGGCACAGGGGCCCUCUACUAAUGGGUCUUCAUCCAAGCUCGGCGCCGUAGCCUCGCAGAGCAGCGUAUGCAGCCGCAUCGGCACGGAUCUUCUGCAGAAGGGCGGCAGCGCCGUCGAUGCCAUCGUGGGAACUGUCCUCUGCGUUGGUACUGUCAGCAUGUACCACAGUGGCAUCGGCGGCGGCGGAUUUGCCCUCGUACGCCAUGGUAAUGGCUCAUACGAGUCUGUGGACUUUAGGGACACAGCUCCAAAGGCCGCAUACCAGGACAUGUUCAAGGGCAAUCUCAACGGGAGUGUAUACGGUGGCCUCGCAAGCGGCGUGCCCGGGGAACUCAGAGGACUAGAAUACAUCCACAGUCAGUAUGGUCGGCUACCCUGGGCGGACGUCGUGAUGCCCGCCGCCAAUGUGGCUCGUCAAGGCUUCACAGUGACUGGCGACCUCAUCCAGGCCAUGGGUCGCGUGUCGCCUAAUACUUUCCUGACGGAGGACCCAACCUGGGCCAUUGACUUCGCGCCACGGGGCUACAGAGUGAGGCUUGGGGAGGUCAUGACGCGGCAGCGGUAUGGUACGACACUGGAGUCCAUCGCCAAGCAAGGCGUUGAUGCCUUUUACACGGGCAGUAUUGCCAAUGCCACCAUCACCGCACUGAAAGCGGCCAACGGCACAAUGACACUCGAGGACCUCCGGACCUACAAAGUUGCGCAUCGCAUGCCCGUAUCCAUGCACUACCGUGGGUAUAAGCUCACCAGUACCAACGUGCCGUCAUCCGGAGUGGUCGCGCUGAGCGCGCUCAACACCAUCAGCGGAUAUGGCGACUUUGGCAACCCGGCGGAAGUUAACCAAAGCGCACAUCGCCUCAUUGAGGCCAUGAAAUUCGCAUACGGGCAGCGCAGCAAGUUGGGGGACCCCGACUUCGUAUCCGGCAUGGCAGCGUAUACACAGAACAUGGUAAAUCCUGACACAGGAAACAAGCUUCGAGCCAAGAUCUCCGACUUUAAGACAGAAGACGCUUCCUGGUAUGACCCAGACAACACGUUGGCGGACGAUACUCCCGGAACAUCGCAUAUGGUCGCUGCCGACGCGAGUGGUAUGUCAGUGUCACUGACUACUACAAUCAAUACUCACUUCGGCUCGCUCCUCAUGGUUCCAGAAACCGGUGUAGUCAUGAACAACCAAAUGGACGACUUCAGCAUCCCUGAAAAAAACAACUCUUACGGCUAUGUCCCAAACCAAGCCAAUUUUAUUAUGCCCGGCAAACGGCCGUUGUCAUCCAUCUCGCCCGUGAUUGUUGAGCACCCAGAUGGCCGUCUGUACUACGCUAUUGGUGCAGCGGGAGGCAGCCGCAUCAUCUCAGCUACUAUUCAGAAUUUAAUCCACGUGCUGGACUCGGGAUUGACGGUACCUCAGGCCCUGGCGCAACCUCGGCUGCAUAACCAGCUGAGGCCAAGCAACACGACGUUUGAGUAUGCCUACAGCAACUCAACCGUCAGUUACAUCGGAUCACUGGGCCACAACUUAACCUGGGUCCCGCCGAUUUACAGCUUGGCGCAAGGAGUUCGGCUUCUUCCCAAUGGAACAUUUGAAGCUGCGGGUGAACCUCGACAGGUGGACUCUGGGGGCUAUGCGGUGUAA
This is a messenger RNA of Purpureocillium lilacinum, 1707 nucleotides long. The record is from RefSeq and is a predicted model, not a curated record. NCBI's taxonomy places the organism in Eukaryota, Fungi, Ascomycota, Sordariomycetes, Hypocreales, Ophiocordycipitaceae.